GUUGUUGUUUUUUUGCCCCUCUAUUCCAAAGUUAAGCUCGAUUCUUAACCGCACAAAUCGAUCUAGAUCGCGCGCGCACCAGCUGUUUUUGUUGUGCUUUUUUUUUUUGCUCUUCUAUCCCCCCCUCUGUCACCCUGUCGCUUCGAGAGUGUUUUAAGCGUGCGCGGCACAGACAGCGUUGCGUCGUCGUUCUCGACGGCCGUCCCCACGGUAUCGAAGUGCGCGAUCUCGAACGAGUGCUCAAAGUGCGCGCCUCCGGUUCAGUUCGAUGAGCAAACGCGGUCACGCAGUUUGUUCUUCACCAUUCGUAGUGUAUGAGUGGCGCGUGUGAUACCAGAACAGAACCCCGAAAUCGGACUACUUUGCGUAAACGCCCACGGUGUGCUGCUUGGUGUGUCGUUUGUUAAUGGAUUUUUAAUAUGGUCGCGUCCGCGAGCCGAGGCAUGCGAAAACGCUCAGCGGCUGCACGAGUGUGCGAGUGUUAGGAGUGGCGAUUCGAAUUGACAGUUACGAGAUGGUUUUGUCGGAGAUGAUGAUGAUGAUGACGACGGCGACGAUCGCAACAAAAACGACCACGCCGAUCAGGGUGAACCAGCAGUGAGUGAGUGCGUGAAUCAGUAGCGUCCAGGCUGUGGUGUAGUUCGGAGAUUUGCUAAAUUGCUACCGCACAACCAGAUGAAUCAGAAUGUAGCGAUGCAAAGUAACGGCCCAUUGUCUUGACACGUAUCUAGACAAGCAAGAAGCUUCAGAGCUCCAUAAAGGUCAAACAACGCUCGUGCAGUGAUAUAGUGCUAAACGGAGUGCAUCUGAUGUGUUUUAUAAGUGUAAUCUUCCAAAAUAUUGCUACCACCAUCAGAAAACGCCACCAUCUUGCGUGAAGUUGCAAUCACUCAUAUGUGUUUUGCGGUACAAAAGUACCACAUGCGGCAGUGUCGUCGUCGGAAGUGAAACGCGAAUGGGGCAGGGAGGACAAAUCUCUUGCAGAAAUCCCACACAAGUCUCAAUUAGCUGUAAGUGAUUAGCGCUUUCCGUGUAUUGCUACAAUCGUUUCAACACAACCGAGCAAAACCAGCAUCGUCACCAUCAUCAUCAGCACCAUCGAAAUUGACACCAACCAACAUGGUUUACGUCUCCACCCGUUCGACUACGCUAUGGAUGCUACUACUACUGCUACAGAACCUUGUCACAAUCAAAUCAUUCGAAGUGUACUGGAACAUACCGACCUUCAUGUGCAAUCAGUUUGGCUUCGAGUUUAGCAGUGUCAACCGGACGUACUCGGUCGUGCAAAACCGAAACGAUACCUUCCGUGGCAACGCCGUCUCGAUACUGUACGAUCCGGGCAAGUUCCCGGCUCUGCUCGAGAAACCGUCCACCAAAACGCUCUACAAGCGCAACGGUGGUGUGCCGCAGGAGGGCAACCUGACCGAGCAUCUGGAGAUAUUCGAGCGCCAUCUGGACGAGCUGAUACCGGAUCGCAAUUUCAGCGGUAUCGGCAUCAUCGACUUCGAGUCCUGGCGGCCCAUCUACCGGCAGAACUUUGGCUCGCUCCAACCGUACAAGGAUCUGUCGGUCAAGAUCGAACGCGAACGACACCCGUACUGGUCGGGCAACCAUCUCGAACGGGAGGCGACCCGUCGAUUCGAAGCAACAGGGCGCGAGUUUAUGGAGCAAACGUUACUGCUAGCGAAACAGCGACGACCCCAAGCGGCCUGGGGUUACUAUGCCUUUCCCUACUGCUUCAACAUGAACGGUGCGGCUAGCACUCGCUCGGAAAACUGUUCACCGGAAGUGCAGCGAGAAAACAACCGCAUCAUGUGGCUGUUCGAUGGAUCGGACAUCAUCUUCCCAUCGGUCUAUCUACGGGAAAAGCUAUCACCAAGCGAACGGGAGCAGCUAAUACGGGGACGCGUCCGAGAAGCCGUCCGGGUCGCGCAGCGCUCCAAGCCAAGGCGCAAAGUUUUGACCUAUCUACGCUAUGUUUACACCGACUCCAUUCAGUACCUGACGGAAAGCGAUUGGAUCAAUGCACUCGCAGCCAUGAAGAGUACCGGAUCCGAUGGUAUCAUUCUGUGGGGCAGUUCAUUCGAUCUUAACACACGGCAAAAAUGUAGCUCUUUUAAAGCGUACCUGGAUAGUACGCUCGGACCCGUGCUCAGCACGCUGCAACCGCGCUACAUAGUGAAAAACAUUCCAGAUACAUCGACCUGAACUACACUGUUAGGGCCAAAUUUUUAAAGUAGCUUUCUUUUGUCUUUGCCAAAUGAACCAACCAACCAAUCAACCGACCACCAGGGGAUCCAUCAACAAGAUACAGCAAGUGGUGUUCUACGCUUAAGCAGACUGUUCGAUUUCGUUAAGGAUUUUUAUACAAUAUUUUUUACUGUACGAUACAACGAAAUAAAUAUGCAUAAAAUGUGAAACAAACAAAAUA
Messenger RNA from Anopheles coluzzii, 2431 nucleotides. Its product is annotated as hyaluronidase Tab y 2.0101-like. Gene Ontology annotation, biological process: carbohydrate metabolic process; defense response; hyaluronan catabolic process. The record is from RefSeq and is a predicted model, not a curated record. NCBI's taxonomy places the organism in Eukaryota, Metazoa, Arthropoda, Insecta, Diptera, Culicidae. The transcript is spliced from 8 exons. Bases 1120 to 2208 code for a protein of 362 amino acids. Gene Ontology annotation, molecular function: hyalurononglucosaminidase activity.